Vanrija pseudolonga is the source of this 4570-nucleotide messenger RNA. RefSeq lists its product as uncharacterized. NCBI's taxonomy places the organism in Eukaryota, Fungi, Basidiomycota, Tremellomycetes, Trichosporonales, Trichosporonaceae. The record is from RefSeq and is a predicted model, not a curated record. Bases 1010 to 4570 code for a protein of 1186 amino acids. The transcript is spliced from 2 exons.
CGUACCAUCACCACAGCCGUCGUCUAGUGCACGGGCGGACCAGUCGCCGGUGCAAAGUGUGCUCGCUGGUGCAGAAGAGAUCGGUAACUCGUGGCCAAUCUCGAGCACCAGUGCGACAACAGCCUCGAGCGAACAGCAGCAUCAGCAGCAGCCCUCGCAGCACCCGUCGUCGUCCAUCACAGGGCGUCUGCCAGGCCGGGCCUCGUCUCUGUUCGCCCCUGCCACUUCCUCAUCACCCAACAACCUCGAAUCACUACCCAUUCUAUCUCCAAUAUCGCCCCUCUCCGCAUCGUCGCUCGGAAACUUUGCAUACACAUUAAACGACGCGUCGCCGCCGACAGUCGACGACGACAAGCCCACCACCGACCCGAGCGGCGACAGCCAGAAGACUACAAGCCGCGCCCCGCCGCCUGCACCCCUGGCACCGUUCGCAUCGGCCGCUUCUCGAGCAGGAUCAGGAGACCGGCCUGCUAGCAUUGUACGCGGUGCAAUCUCGUCCUUGUCGGUCCACAGCGCGUCACCCUUGACCCCCACCGACAAGAUCAGCUUUGGUGAACUCGGUUCUCCAAGACUGCGCGAGUCCCCCAGCGUUCCCCGUCGCAGGACGAUCAUCGAGGCCCACCCAGUGUCACUCCAGGCGUCACCUGUGCGCGCAGCAGCAGAGGUUUCCAUUUCACCACAGGUCGAAGACGGGGCCCUCUCUGCAAACCACGCUUCGUCCCCAGUCUCACCGUCGCCAGUCAAGAAGGCUCUUGCCCCGCAGGAGUUGAUCUCGCCGACCAAAGAGCGAUCGCAGACACCAGACGUCGCCGUUGCCGCCGCCGCCGCGACCACCUCUGGCGCCAGGUCACCUUCGCCCCUCGUACCCCUUGCGUUCCCACAAGCCAGAGUCGCCUCGGACUGCACGUCGGCAAGCGAAACGCGCAAGGUUGUCAGUCCAACCGGCGAAUCACCGCAAAAGAAACGCUCCUUACCUCGCCCCCCUCCCUCUCAGCAAGAAUCGCAACGCAUGUCGACUGCAGAGCCCAUCCCAAUGGCCAUCGCCAUGCCUAUACCCACAGUCGCGCGCUCUCCACCGAUUCAACAUCAAUCUUUGACCUCUGCACAGCCUCCAAGGUCACCACCACAACAAGCCCCCAUGCUCGGACUAGGGCUCACCGCCGAGCCUAGGGGUAUCCCUGUCGCGCGCUCACCACAACAUCAGCACCAGCAGCAGCAGCAGUCGCAGCAGCUCUCCCCCACGAUUCAGCGCUUGCCGUUAGAAAAGUCGCAGUCGUAUGGAUCCCCGCCCACAGUGACCGUCAACAACAUUACGACCCUCAAGUCGCAGUCGAUGCCAACGCCCGUCUUCAACCCAGGCCACCAGCCAACAAACUCGGCGUCGAACUUGCCAGCUAUUGCAGGCCUUGCUGACGCUGGACCGUAUCCGACGGCUCCCAAGGCUGCUACCCGGACCUCGGGCGGUCUUGCACUCCCUGGCGACGGCGUGGGCAUGGGCCGACCGGCCACCAACCGACCGGCUCAGGGCCUCAAGCCACCAGAAGAGGUCUGUCUCGAGUGCAUGAUGCGCGACAGAGACCUUGCCGACGUGGACGUCACGGGCGAGGGCGUCUGGGACCGCGCCAGUAACGUUGCCUGGGACGAACUCAAGCAGCGCGAGGCCGACCUCCUCGGCGCCAUGUCUCUCGACCACUCCGUCUCUGGCCUAUCCCUCGAGGACUCUUCCAGCGACGAUGCUUCGGAGCCCUCCAUCUCCAGUCCGCGGUCGCAAGGCAGCGGGCUGUCGUCUGAAGAAGCACGCCGUCGCGCAGUCCAAAAGAAGCAGAUGCGUGAGGCACGUCGGGCCAAGCGAGAUGAGCGCGACGCACAGAUUGCUCGCCUCGGCUGGCGUGGAUUCAAAUGGGAGGAAGGCCAGGCGGGCGAAGGAUUCCCUCGCGGCUUCCGCGGAACCCGUCCUGGUGCGCUCACCGAGAAGGGUAUCAAGAAUGUCAUGACAAUGUACCCCUCGUCAUCCACCCUCAGGUACCAGAUCCUUCAAGGCUACCUUCGUGGGCAGUACCGUCUGAUUCUGGAAAUUCGGUCCGAGGCACAGCGUCAAGGACGCUACCCAGAGCCCGAGGAGCCAUACUUCCCAACAUCGCCCACGCAGUCGAGCCAUGAGAGCCUGACGCUCAACUCGGUGUCAAGAAGAGCCAAGGCUAGAAUGAGCGUUGAUCAUGUCGGCGGUGCCCUCAACGCCCCUCGCUCCUUGCCCAGCGCAGGCUUGCACCCCGCGACGCUUAGACAGAGCCCUUCGACACCUGCCGCCCUUGGACAGCAGCCAGUGCCUCAGCUCACUAGACCCAAGUCGCAAUACUUCCCCGAUCGCGAGCCAUCACCAUACCAGCAGGGUCGUCCUUCGCUCAACGUCAACACUGCCCCUCAGCUGCGCCCUUCGCACCUCAAGGGUCCUAGCAGUUCGAGCGUCCCCAAGCAGCAGCGUGACUCUCGCUUCGAGGACUGGUCGGACACUGAGGACCUCUGGCCCCCGGCCUCGCCGUCGUCUGGCCAGAACCUGCGCCCAUUCUCGUUUGCAGUGCGCGCUGGUGCGGCUGGUCGCGAGGGCAGCGAUGGCGGCCACAGCAGAAGGAGCUUCCUCGGCAAGUGGGGCGGCAGCGUCACGAGCUUGUUCACCGGCGGCACUCACGGCGGCAGCGGAAGCAUGAUGGACAUGCACCUCGGCUUAGAGAUGGACCGUCGCAACAGGACGUCGUCUGUCCAAGACUUCCAGACCCGUGCCGUCUCCGUCCACCAGAUGGCAUCACCCAACAGCCGACCGCCCACAUACAUGAGCAGGCAGUCGGUCAGUUCGUCGGUGUACCUGACGGGAGGAGCGCCUGAGAAGCACCUGUCGCCUUCGGUGCACUCGGUCCAGCCUGAACACCGUCUGAGGGAGCCACCUCUUCCCCGACCUCGGUCUGCUAGCGCUACUCGCCUCACCCAGAUCUCACUCAACGACUCGGAGCUGAGCCACACGAAGAAGAAGGGCUUCAAAGGCCUUUUGUCAAAGAUGAAGCCCAAGGGCAAGAAGGAGCGCCGUAUGUCGCAGCACUCGCCCUCGCCCAGGCUGGAUGAGGAUGCCGGCUCGUCGGACCUCGCCCCGCCGCCGCCCAUGCCUUUCCUCGUCAAGAGCAGGGAGACCAACCGCAGACGUUCGACAUCGUCAUUGUCGCAGCAGUUCAUGGACAGCCAAGCGUCAUUGAGUCCUCCCGGCCCUCCUCCUGGCGCCAUUCCCGUCCAGGGUACCCGCUCCGUCUCGGCUCCCCUCGCCGCGUCGUCUGGCAGUGGCAGCAUCAGCCCCACGAGCUCGCGCUUUGAGCGUGGACCCCCGAAUGACCUUAUGGCGAACCGCCGGCGUACGGACCCGCCUCCCGAGUUACCUCCGGGAGCCGAGCUGUUCGAUCCUCGUCGCGGUUCGGAAGGCUACGACCCCCGCAAUGACCCUCGCCGAGGCUCGACGAUGGAGAUGCUCACUGCGAGCAGCAAUGGCAGCGCGCCAAGGCCGAUCAUUUCAGCUGAAGCGCCGGUGUAUGACGAGCCGUUACCGUUAAACCGCGACAGCGUCAUUCCCAAUGGCGCGGCAGCCCCGGCGGCCCAGCUCACCGGAUUCGUCCCAGCCUCUGCCCAGUUCCGCAGAAGCAAGCAGCCGUCACUGUCGUCCCGGUACUCGACGUCAUCCGCCACUGUCCCGAACAUUGAGACCCCCGACCCGGCCUCUAGCCCUUCGUACCUCACGUCCAACGGACUCCCUCCUCACCUCGCUGGCGUUCAAACGCCAAUGGCGUCUCCUGGUAUCACCCCGACUGCUGGCUCAGCGCCGGGCCAAGUCGUCAACAUGCCAGCACAGGGCUCGCCGCCGGGUAGCCUGUCGCCGAACCGGUACAAGAACCUCCCUCCUCUGCCUCCAGGAAUGGCCAUUUCCCCUGGUGCAGAUGUGUACCCGGACCUCGACCAGCAGUCCAUCUCGACGCGUGCAAGCUUCCCGGACGCCAAGCGGCUUUCGACCUACAGCGCCAACCCCAGAUCGUCUGUCAUCUCCGAGGCGCCUACGAUGCACAGGGCCGCACUCCCGCCGUCGGCAGAGUACUUCCCGACUGCUUCGCCCAGAUACCACCAGCAGGCUGGCCAACUCGCUCCCGGGCCUGGGAUGAUGUACAUGCCCAACCCCAUGACGGACAGCCCUAGCAGUGGUGGCCACAAUGGCGUCCUCCCCAACCAGCUUGGACACCCCAAUGGCCCGCCCAACCCUCCUUGGCAGCGGCAAAUCCAGCCCCGCCCGAGCUUUGACAGCGCUCACACGCGGUACUCGGCCGUCAACCCCGGCAUGCCCUUCCCCAUGGACCCAUCGGCUAUGCCUGGUGGCCGUCCCACUCACAGCAUGUACAUCAACAACCAGGCUUCUGCGUCGACCGGAAGCUUUGGCCGCUUCCUCUCUCGCGAGCGCCACAUUGUCGCCAACAGUGCCCCGCAGACCGAGGACAAGAAGGAGCGCCGACGUGGGAUCAAGUCCAUCUUCUCAAAGGCUCGAUGA